AUGUCUUGCAGCAGCAGCGCCCACCCCAAGGAGGAGCCGCCUCACAGCCAUUACCGGGGCUUCGCCCCAGGGCAGCAGCUGCUGGACCCAGGAAUUUCCCCACCCAAGCCUGGAGGCCCCUCCUUCUACCUCUGCCCCCGGAGAAUAAGGGUGGGCCCAGGCCUGAAGUGGAAAGAUUCCCGUGGGAGAGGAGAGGGCCUAGCAAGCUCUGAACUGAUAACAACUUUUGAAAUACAAAUGGAAGGCCAAGUUGAUGUCUCGGCGGCCAUGGCGCUAGUGCCGAGCAAAGAAGGUGGAGAUGAGGAGCAGGAGGGUGGAUUCACCAUCGAUAUCAAAAGCUUUCUCAAACCUGGCGAGAAGAGCUACACGCAGCGCUGCCGGCUUUUCGUGGGGAAUCUGCCGACUGAUAUCACCGAGGAGGAUUUCAAGCGCCUCUUCGAGCGCUAUGGGGAGCCCAGCGAAGUCUUCAUCAAUCGGGACCGUGGCUUUGGCUUCAUUCGCCUGGAAUCUAGGACACUGGCUGAAAUAGCAAAGGCUGAACUUGAUGGUACUAUUUUGAAGAGCAGACCACUUCGAAUUCGAUUUGCUACACAUGGAGCUGCCCUAACAGUCAAGAAUCUUUCACCUGUGGUUUCUAAUGAGCUGCUGGAACAAGCAUUCUCUCAAUUUGGGCCAGUGGAAAGAGCUGUUGUUGUAGUAGAUGAUCGUGGCAGAGCUACAGGAAAAGGUUUCGUAGAGUUUGCAGCAAAACCUCCAGCACGGAAAGCUCUAGAAAGGUGCAGUGAUGGAGCAUUCUUGCUAACAACAACACCUCGACCUGUUGUUGUGGAACCAAUGGAGCAAUUUGAUGAUGAAGAUGGACUCCCAGAGAAGCUAAUGCAAAAAACACAACAGUAUCACAAGUAAUCAGAAUGACCUCCACAUUUUGCUCAGCCUGGAACAUUUGAGUUUGAGUAUGCUUCACGGUGGAAGGCUCUUGAUGAGAUGGAAAAGCAACAGCGUGAACAGGUUGACAGGAACAUUAGAGAAGCCAAAGAGAAACUAGAGGCAGAAAUGGAAGCAGCUAGACAUGAGCAUCAGCUAAUGCUGAUGAGGCAAGAUCUCAUGAGACGUCAGGAAGAGUUGAGGCGUUUGGAAGAACUUCGAAAUCAAGAACUUCAAAAACGCAAGCAGAUACAAUUGAGACAUGAAGAAGAGCAUCGGCGUCGUGAAGAAGAGAUGCUACGCCAGAGGGAGCAGGAGGAAUUACGACGGCAGCAGGAGGGAGGAUUUAAGCCAAAUUUCAUGGAUAAUAGAGAACAGGAAAUGAGAAUGGGUGAUAUGGGUCCUCGUGGAGCAAUAAACAUGGGAGAUGCGUUUAGCCCAGCACCUGCUGGUAACCAAGGCCCUCCUCCAAUGAUGGGUAUGAAUAUGAACAACAGAGGAACUAUACCUGGCCCUGCAAUGGGUCCUGGUCCUUCCAUGGGACCAGAAGGAGCAGCAAAUAUGGGAACACCAAUGAUGCCAGAUAAUGGAACAGUGCAUAAUGAGAGAUUCCCUCAAGGAGGUCCAUCACAGAUGGGUUCACCUCUGGUUAGUAGAACGGGCUCUGAAACUCCUCAGCCGCCAAUGAGUGGUGUAGGUGCCGUGAGUGGUGGACCUGGUGGCUUUGGUAGAGGAAACCCAGGGGGCAACUUUGAAGGACCUAACAAGCGUCGCAGAUACUAAAACUUAUUUCAUUCCUUACUGUUUAGAAAUUACAGUAAAAAUAUACAGUGAUAUGCCUUUAUAAUUUUAGCUGUUAUCUGGAAACGGUUUUAUUGUUAUUGUAGUCUUUAAAACAGUUUCUUUUGUAAAACUUUUUUUUUGUAUUCAGUCGUAGGCUUUGUAGUAUAGAGGAGAAAUUAUGCAGAUCAUUAUGUAAGGCAAUGUGUUUGUGACUCUAGCAAAAUACCAUGUGUGACUAUGCUGUAAAACAUGCAGUUAUCUGAUUAAAAUAAAAUACAAAAAUAACCAGAAAG
Chaetura pelagica (chimney swift) is the source of this 2000-nucleotide messenger RNA. RefSeq names its product paraspeckle component 1 (gene PSPC1). Gene Ontology annotation, cellular component: nucleus. The transcript is spliced from 12 exons. Gene Ontology annotation, molecular function: RNA binding. The record is from RefSeq and is a predicted model, not a curated record. Lineage: Eukaryota; Metazoa; Chordata; Aves; Apodiformes; Apodidae. Gene Ontology annotation, biological process: regulation of DNA-templated transcription.